Molecule: messenger RNA, 747 nt
Organism: Aspergillus luchuensis
Lineage: Eukaryota; Fungi; Ascomycota; Eurotiomycetes; Eurotiales; Aspergillaceae
Exons: 2
Coding region: 1-747 (248 amino acids)
Biological process (GO): microtubule-based movement
Cellular component (GO): cytoplasmic dynein complex; cytoplasm
Molecular function (GO): dynein intermediate chain binding
Source: RefSeq, a predicted model, not a curated record
AUGACACUCCUACCACCACCAACAACGUCAACAACCCAAAUCCCCCAACAUGUAACCGCCCUCCUCUCGCACCUCACCUCCCGCCCCGGCGUCCAAUCCACCUUCAUCCUCUCCCGCAAAGACGGCUCCAUAAUCCAGAGUACCGGGCUGUAUGCGAAACCGCCAUCUCCUUCUCCAUCGAGUGCAGCUGCGGCGCAGCAAUCACCGCGCACCGAGACCAUCUCCGCACCUGUAGACGGAACCGAGACCGAGACCGAACCGCAGACUGAAACUGAAGCUGGAACUGAGCCUGCGCCCACCGAGACGGAUGCUGCUCAACCCCCGAUUACGAAACAGCCACAGCAGCAACAACAACAACAACAACAGUCUAAAGAAGGAGGGGCAACGCAACCGUAUCAGCCGUCGCAGGGCGAGGCUCUAGCGGCGCAUAUCUUUGCGUUUGUGGCUAGUGCGUCGGAACUUAGUCUUGCGUUGUCGGGGGCGGAGGAUGAUGGGGAUGGGGAUGGAGUUGUUAGACAGGUGGAUGGUGGGGUUUCUGGGGAUGGAGGGAGUGGUGCUGGUUCUGGUUCUGGUGCUGGGGAGAAGGAGGAGGGCGAUGAUGAGGUCAAGUUGUUGCGGUUGAGGACGAAGAGGCAUGAGAUUGUUGUCGUGCCGGAUAGGAAGUUUUUGCUUUGUGUGGUGCAUGAUGCGCAUCAUGGGGGUGUUGGGGCUGGUGCGAGUGGGGGUGUGGCUGGGGUGAGGAGGUAA